Molecule: messenger RNA, 15314 nt
Organism: Culicoides brevitarsis
Lineage: Eukaryota; Metazoa; Arthropoda; Insecta; Diptera; Ceratopogonidae
Gene: kis
Exons: 16
Biological process (GO): chromatin remodeling; regulation of gene expression
Cellular component (GO): nucleus; chromatin
Molecular function (GO): DNA binding; ATP binding; histone binding
Source: RefSeq, a predicted model, not a curated record
UAAGAUGGACUCCAUCCGCGAUCCGAUUUUCUUAAAAAAUUAAGGCAAAUUUCGUGUAAAUAAUACUAUAGAAUACAUCUAGUCUUUAGUUAAUUAAGUGUUGCAACAAAAUUCAGUAAAAAUUGAGUGUGUACCGGAUAGUUGAUUGCUGAAAAGUUGAAAUUAAAAAAUCGGCAUUUUUUCCAAUUCCUUACACACAUACACACACACACGCAUACAGGCAUCAAUGAAAAGUACAUACAAUUGUAAUAAAAUAUAAAACGAAUCGAAAAGAAAUAUUUCAAAAUGUCGCAAAAAUGAAUUAAAAAAAAAAUCGAUUGCAACACUUUUAAUUAAUGAACGCUUAAUGAAACUCUUGAACGAUGAAGAAGAACUAAAGACGCAAGUAACCAAGAGCAAGUGAAAAUUAACGAAAAAUCUGUGAAAAAAGAUUAGAUUCAAGUACACGACAAAGAGAAAAAGAAAAAUAUCAAAAAAAAUUUUUUGUGAUAUCCCAUAAAUGGAUGGAAAUGCACAGAAUAUGUAUCAUGGACAAGGAGGACAUCAAGGGGAUCCAUAUUACAGAUAUGAUCCGACAGCGCCACGGGGAAUGGGCCCACCACCCGGAGCUCCGUACGGCGCUGCAGCAAAUGUCAGACACAGGGCACCGCAUCCAUUGCAGCAGCAGCAACAACAAACGCAGUAUCCGGGAUAUCAACCGUCGCCAGCCGACAAUAUGUACGGCAUGGGCGAUCCAAAUGCCAGUUUGAGUGCGUUGGGAGACCUGAGCGGCGGAUGGGGAGCACAAACGGCGCCUCAAGCAAACCCCUAUGGUACGCCAAUGGGUUAUGGGCAUCCACAAACGUCGCAGCAAACGCAACGACAGCCCGUGCAGGGACAAGCUGGAUAUCGACAACAUAUGGCUGGAUAUCCGCAGCAAGAUCCUAAAAUGGCGUAUAAUCAACAAAGUAUGAUGGGCGGCAUGAUGCCUCAGCAAACGUAUCAAACGUUAGGACAAACACAGAGUCAACCAGCGCAAUCGCAGCAACAAACGCAGCAGCAGCAACGCGUUCCGCAGCAUUACGGACAAGCUCCGGGUCAUAUGUAUCCUACAGGACCUCAAGCGCAAUCCGCCGCAAGCCAACAAUACGGUUACGGACCCAUGAGUCAAGUUUCCGCGCGAUCUGCUCACGUUGGCUACGGACAUGCGCAACUCGAUCAAAGCGGAUACAAUCAGCAUUUGGCGAGUCAACCUCCGCCGGGACAUCAUCAACAACAAACUCCCGGACAAAUUCCCCCGCAUCCCGGACAACAAAGUCAUUUGGCACAAACAUCUGCGCAUCACGCAAUUCCCGGGCAACCGCCGACGACGCCGCAAAUGUAUUCCGCGCAACAGUCUCACAUGACGAAUAUGCAGCAAAGUAGCGUUCCGGGACAGCAACAACAAACGACGCCGUCAGCUCAAUCGCAUCCUGGCAUGCCUUUGGGUCCUCAAAGUCAACAAAAUCCUGGGCAACAACAAACACAGCACCAAAACGCAAACAGUCAUCAAAUGACUCCGUUGGGACAUCAAAUGUCUUGGCAAACGGCAGGUCCAGGAGCGCCGCAGCAACAAUCGUAUGUGCCAAAUGCGAAACCACAAGCUGCUCCCACGCAUGGCAACAGUCCGCAAUAUCGCACGGCAUAUCCGCAACUUUCGCCGCAAAUGUCGCCGCGACAAACGACGCAAAUGUCGUCGCCGCAUCCGCAAAUGUCGCCUCGUCCCAUAAUGUCUCCCGCAAAACCUCCGACGAGUUCGCAAGCUCCUCAAUCGCAGCAAUCGUCGAUUUCGAGCCCGAGACCUGCUCCAAUGACGAAAGCCCAGCAACAAUCGCAGCAACCCGGAUCAGCGCCUGUGAACACUUUACAAGCUUUAGAACAACUUGUCGGUCCGACAAAUCCGAAUACGGGAAUGCCAAUGGAAUAUUCGCAGCCCGCAGGAGCUUAUCGCCCUCCAUCUGCGGUUCCUUCGCAUAUGACGUCACACGGAAAUCCAAUGUCUCCCGUUAUGGGACCUCGAAUGCCCAUGUCUCCGCAGCAUCAACCAUGGCGUCAAACUCCCCAGCAAGCGAAUUCGCCCUUGAAUGGCAGUAGUCAUCUCGGAAUGCCACCACAUUCUGCGCAAAUGACACAGCAAAUGAAUCCGCAGCAACAAUCUUUACCUCCCGUAAGCGAAAUGAUGGCAGCUCAAUCGCAGGCAUUGCCUCCCAUCAGUACCGUUGGCAGUCAAAUGCAAUCGACAAACUACAAUAUGGAGCCUUUGAAGCAAAUUGGGAUGAAUAUGCCGGGCACAAUGGGCAGCGCAUCGAGUGCGAUGUCAUCUGAUCCGUUAGCGAUGCAAUCGAAUUCGGGCAUUAUGACGCCAAUGACGUCGCAAUCGCAACAAAUUUUGCCUCCCAUUUCGAAUAAUGUGAUACCUCCUCCGCAAAACCAACAACAACAACACUCGACUCCUUCGAUAAUCUCAUCUCAUCAAACUCCAUCUUCGGUUCCGUCGUCGUUGCAACAUUCAACUCCAAUAGUUUCAAAUAAUUCAAAGAGUACUGAUAGUAAUACAAGUAGUAAUAAGAAUCAAAUGUCUGUGUUGGAUACUCAAUUGCAGCAAAUUGAACAACAGCCUUCCUUACAACAACAACAACAGCAGCAAACACCGCAAAACGUCGCGUCAGAUGCGAAUUCGGAUAACGCUUCGAGUCUCCUGGAUCCCUUCAUGACGGGCAACAAUGAAGACACGACAUUGCCUUCGAUGAACACGUCGACGCCCCUUAACGAGUCGAUGGCGCAAGACGAUUUGGCGAAAGACGACACAAACAUGGAAAGUAUUUCACACAGUAAUAACGAUGGCAGUUCCGGAAAUCAGUCGGCGUCGGAGAAUCAACUUCAGCUGACGGCAGAUAAUGUAAAUAGUGAUACAAGCCAAACUAGUUUAAGUGAUGCGGCAGCUACACAAGCGCCAAGUAGUGAACCUAAGACAACAGAUAGUAGUUUAGACAAUGAUAACCGACUCGACUUGGAUCAAAGUGAAUUACCUCCACAGAAUCAGACAAUGAUCGAAGAAAACAGUUCCUUAAACAUUCCGACAGAAUGUGAAAAAUCCGGUGCUGAAUCGCGUGACGACAGCGAGAAAAAAGCAUCCGAGAGUGCGACUGUUGACACAACCGACAACAAAAUCGUUGCCGAUACAACGCAAUCUCCCGCCACGCAACAACAACAAACAUCCGUCGUGAAUCCGCCGCCAACGGCAACGCUCUAUUCCCAAAUGCACUAUCAGCAAACGCCAAUUUCGCAUGAUCAGGAACGCGCCGCGUUACAACAGCAAAUCCAAGAGAUGUUUUGCAUGGCGCAAUCUCAGGAAGUGCAGGACAAAACGAAGCUCUUGCAGGAACGUUUGAACCUUUUGCAGCAGCACGAAACGAACGAUCAGUGCAACGGAGGUCCGCAAUGCAUUUUGCAAACGCCUUUGUUCACAAACACGAUGAUCGACAGUCCGCAAGUGAGCAGCACAACGGGACGCGGAAGAGCAAAAAGCACAAAACCACGCAAACCUCGUGUGAAAAAAGCCGACAAAUUGGCAGCUGCAGCUUCGGGCGAAGAUCUUGCAAGUGAUCAAAACGAAUCACUGACGACAUCAACUGUGCUUCCAAGUACGUUACCCGUUUCGGAGGAUUCAGUAACGGCGGGAACGGGCCUUUCGGGCGAUCAAAUUGAUCCGUCGUUGGAUACGACGCAAGAGGGCGCCACAGAUCUCGAUACGUCGACAGAUCCGAGCGGCAAAAAAAUCAAAAAGCCCCGCAAACCGAAAGCUGCGAAGGAAGAACGCCCCAUGAAGGAACGCAAAAAGAAGGAAGAUGGCGCCGCACCGAAAAAACCACGAAAAAGCAAAAAGAUGCAAAGUUCCGACAACUCGUUGGACAACAUAACGCAAGAAAAUCAGGAUACGGCACUGUCAAAAUCGAGUCACGACGAGAAUCAAUCGCUUGCGUCGUUGAUGCACAAUCAAAACUCGUCAGAUGCGAAUGCGGCGCCAAGUAGUGAAAUCGCGCCGAGUGAAGUAACCGACUUUGACGAUAUUCCCGUGUCGAAAAUAUCGAAAGAUAUGUUGAAUGAGACUGAUAACUUAGAUGAAAGCAAACGGAGCAUGGAUGGCAGUGAAAAUCUCGAAAGUACAGAUGUCGAAAAUUCGGGCGGAACAACGCCAAAUCGCAAACGUCGUCCCUACAGGAAAUGCCCCGAGGGUUCAGAUCGUCGUCGACGCGCUUUUCGUGGCAGAGGAAAAGGACGAGCUCCCGCAAAGCCUCGUCGCGGAAGAAUUCAAAUCACAGUCGACUCGGAUCAAGAUGAUGAACUUGUUGCGACGCCUCCGCAAUCGCCCGAACAACCCGAAGGCGAAAUUGACAGCUCGAAACGACGUUCAGCACGAAAUACUGCUCGCAAAAAGUACACAGAUGACAUCAUGUUGCGUUUUUCCGACGACGAAUCAGGCAUUGUAUCACCUUCGCCGUCAUCACGAAAGCAAAAGAAGGAAUCAACAUCGACAGAUGUCACGAAAGAAGCCACAGAAGGUACCGAAGAGACAGGAGAAGGCGUUACAACGACAGAAAAUCAAAGCACUGCCGAACAAGAUCAAUCUAUGGAAGUGGAAAAAGCGCUUCCGCAAGACGAUGGCAUCGGAAAACCCAAUUAUGUGUACAUUAACACGUCAGAUGAAGACAAUAUGGUUGUCCAAUAUGUGCUUGCACAACGAAUUGGCAAACGAGAACUCAAACCAGACCCUCCGAAGGAAGUUACGCCGCCUGCGGUAACUGUCAAAGAGGAAAAACCCGAAACGGAGGAAGUUAAAAAAGAGACUGACGACAAAACUGACGAAGAAAAGGUCAAAACUGAAGAAAAAGAGGGCACAGAAGAAGUUAAAACUGAGGAAAAGAUGGAAACAGACGACGUUAAAGCUGAAUCUGAGCCAAAAACGGAAGAUGCAAAGACAGAAGUCAAAGAAGAAGCCGAAAAAAUGGAUACAGAAGAAAAAGUUGAAGAAGAAAAACCCGAAGAAGAGAAAAAAUCUGAAGAAAAAACUUCUGAAACUGAAAAGAAACCCGAAGAAACGACAAAAACUGAAGAAUCCGCAGAAAAAAUGGAAACCGACGAAAAACCUGAAGCCGAAAAAUCCGACGAAAAGCCCAAAGACGAGGAGAAAAAGGAAGAAAAAGAAUCCGGCGACGACGAAAAAGAAGACGAGAACAAACCUGAACCCGUUUUCGUCGAAGUCGAAGAAUUCCUCGUGAAAUAUCGCAAUUUUUCGUAUUUACACUGCGAAUGGCGCACCGAAGAAGAGUUACUUAAGGGCGACAAACGUGUUUCCAACAAAAUUCGUCGUUUCCAGCAGAAACAAGCGCAUCAACUGAACAUUUUCGACAGCAUCGAAGAAGAUCAUUUCAACCCGGACUUCAUUGAGGUCGAUCGUGUGCUCGAUAUGUCCGAACAUACAGAUGACGAUGGCAACACAGUCAAACAUUAUCUGGUAAAAUGGAAGUCGCUUCCGUACGAAGACAGCACAUGGGAGUUGGAAGAAGAUGUUGACGAGAUAAAGAUCCAACAAUAUCAUAAAUUCAAUAAAAUCCCGCCGCGCAGCGAAUGGCGCCCCAAAAAACGCCCUCAUCCCGAUCAAUGGAAGAAAUUGGAAAAGACUCCAAUUUACAAGGGAGGAAAUUCGCUUCGUCCGUACCAACUUGAGGGUCUUAAUUGGUUGAAAUUCUCGUGGUAUAAGGGCAACAAUUGUAUCCUUGCCGACGAAAUGGGUCUCGGAAAGACAAUUCAAUCGUUGACUUUCGUACAUUCCGUUUGGGAAUACGGAAUUCGAGGUCCUUUCCUCGUAAUUGCUCCUCUUUCGACAAUUCCCAAUUGGCAACGUGAAUUCGAGGGAUGGACUGACAUGAAUAUCGUCGUUUAUCACGGAUCUGCCAUGUCACGACAGAUGUUGAACGACUACGAGUUGUACUUUAAAACCGAAAGCGGCAAACAAAUCAAGGAAAUUACGAAAUUUAACGUACUCAUUACGACUUUCGAGAUGAUAGUGACAGAUUACAUGGACCUGAACAAGUUUAAUUGGCGCGUUUGUGUCAUUGACGAGGCGCAUCGCUUGAAAAAUCGCAAUUGCAAACUUUUGGAGGGUUUGAGGCAAUUAAAUUUGGAGCAUCGAGUCUUGUUGUCAGGUACUCCGUUGCAAAAUAACGUCAGUGAAUUAUUUUCUUUGUUGAAUUUCCUCGAACCAAGCCAAUUUUCGAGUUCGGAAGAUUUUAUCAGAGAUUUUGGAAGUCUUCGAACCGAAGAUGAAGUCACCAAAUUACAAGCUUUGCUGAAACCGAUGAUGUUGCGUCGUUUAAAAGACGAUGUCGAAAAAUCCUUGGCUCCGAAGGAAGAAACUAUCGUCGAAGUUGAACUCACGAACAUCCAAAAGAAGUAUUAUCGCGGCAUAAUGGAGCAAAAUUUCUCAUUUUUGCAAAAGGGAACAACAGCAGCCAAUAUUCCGAAUUUAAUGAAUACCAUGAUGGAGUUACGGAAGUGUUGUAUCCAUCCUUACUUGCUAAAUGGCGCUGAAGAGCAGAUCCAAUUCGAUUAUCGCUUGACAAAUGGCGAAGAUCAAGAAGCUUAUUACAAAAAUCUCAUCGCGUCAUCCGGUAAAAUGGUCUUAAUCGACAAACUGCUGCCCAAAUUGAAGGAUGGCGGGCAUCGUGUCUUGAUUUUCAGUCAAAUGGUGCGUUGUUUGGACAUCCUCGAAGACUAUUUGAUCUACCGGAAGUACCCUUAUGAGCGUAUCGAUGGUCGAAUUCGCGGAAAUUUACGUCAAGCUGCGAUCGAUCGUUAUUCCAAGCCCGAUUCUGAUCGAUUUGUCUUCCUGCUUUGCACAAAAGCGGGCGGUUUGGGUAUCAAUUUGACAGCUGCUGAUACCGUCAUCAUCUACGACAGCGAUUGGAAUCCGCAGAACGAUUUGCAAGCACAAGCCCGUUGUCAUCGUAUCGGACAGAAGAAAAUGGUAAAAAUUUAUCGUUUAUUAUGCCGAAACACGUACGAGCGCGAAAUGUUUGACAAAGCCUCCUUAAAAUUGGGGCUCGAUAAGGCAAUUUUGCAAAGUAUGAACACUCAGGGCAAAGAUGGCGCCGGAAAUAAGCAACUCAGCAAGAAGGAAAUUGAAGAUUUGCUUAAAAAAGGCGCUUAUGGCGCUGUUAUGGAUGACGACAAUGCCGCCGAUAAGUUUUGUGAAGAAGAUAUUGACUCAAUUCUCAAGCGACGAACACAAGUUAUCACAAUUGAAUCGGAAAAAGGAUCAACUUUCUCCAAAGCAUCGUUUGCAUCGCAAAAUAAUCGAUCAGAUAUCGACGUUGAUGAUCCAGAUUUCUGGGCGAAAUGGGCUAAAAAGGCAGAAAUUGAUCCAAAUGCAUGCGAAAAAGAUGAAACUGAAGAUUUGAUUCUCGCUGAACCCCGACGACGUACGCAAAUUAAGCGAUAUGGGCAGGAAGAUGCAAUUGAAUUGUCUGAAGAUUCGUCGGCGCCUGCUGAAAGUGAUGAGGAAGGUUUGGGAUUGGGACUUAGAAGUAGCAGACGACGUGCUCGUGAGAAGAAAAAGAUGAUGAAACAGCUGGGAGAUGAUUAUAUCCCGAGAGAUCGUGAUACAUUAGCAGCUUUGGGCUUCGACGAAGUUACUUACGGAUCAUGGGCACGCUCAGAAUGCUUCAAAGUCGAAAAAGGACUUUUGUCGUUUGGAUGGGGACGAUGGGCUGAAGUGCAAGAACAAGGACAAUUCAAGCGUGGUUGGAGUAGUCAAGAUCUCGAAGACUGUGCAAGAAUUAUCCUUCUUUACUGUUUGAUGAAAUAUCAAGGCGAUGAAAAGAUUAAAGCCUUCAUUUGGGAGCUCAUUGCACCGACAAAAGAAGGCGAAGAGCAAAAUAUCAGCAGAAGUCACAGUGGCUUGCAUAAUCUUGUUCCGCGAGGUCGUAAUGCGAAAGGUAAAUAAAUGCGUUUUUUCCUGAAAAAUUUUCAAAUUUGUGAUUUUUCAUGUUUUUUCGUUUCUCAAGCAGGUCGUAAAGGAAAAGGCGGAGAAGAUUCCCCAAAACCAGACAAACGUAGUUCAUCUAGUUUGGGACAUACAAAAGACGGUGAAUUUAAUUUUGAUGAUAAUCAUUGGAGUAAGGAUGAGAAAUACGAUGCUGAGGCAUUCCUUGAACCGCCUUACAAGAAACAUUUGACGCGACAUGCUAACAAAGUUUUACUUCGUGUAAGAAUGUUGUACUACAUCAAACAUGAAGUCAUUGGAGACUGUGUUCAGCAAAUUCAUGAUGGCAUCCAUCAUAGUGAAAUUCCCAUUCAUCCUCCGCCAACGAACGAUCAAACGCCCGUAUCUUGGUGGAAUCCGCGUUGCUGCGAUCGCAGUUUGUUAAUUGGAACAUACAAGCAUGGAUGCGAAAACUAUCGAGCAAUUCGUGCUGAUCCAAAAUUAUGUUUUGCUACUCAUUGCGGCGCCGGAGAAGGCAUUGAAGAGACUGCCCCGAUCAAAGAAGGCGAGGAAGAUGGAAACUCCAAACAAGGCGACGACGAAAACGAAGAUGAAAAUCCCUCAGAAGCUGCGAGAUCAUCUUCUGUUACUUCCAAAGAGAAUAACGAAACGGAAUGCCCAAGUUCUUCAGGUCUUGAUGAUGAAACAGGCGAGCCUAUAGUGCAAAUGCCGGGACAACAACAAGAUGAUUCGGCGAUGUGGCCCUCGAUGCAAGAUCUAAAUACCCGACUUCGUCGCGUGAUAACCGCCUAUCAGCGAAAUUACAAGAAGGAAGAGCUAAAACAACAACAAAAAGCGAAGAAAAUGGAACGACGCGAGAAAAUCGAACAAGUUGUGCGUGAACGAGAACGCGGAAGAUUCGAACAAAUUCACAAGAAAUGGACUCGUCGUGAGGAAAAUGAAUUUUUGCGUGUUUUGACGGGAUAUGGCAUUGAUUUGAUUCCCAAUACGCCCGUUCCGACUCCUGAUUGGUCGAGGUUCAAAGCCUUUGCGAAAUUAGACAAAAAGUCAGAUGAAACCCUCUCGGAUUACUACAAAGUCUUCAUUGCGAUGUGCAAACGUCAAGCAGGCGUCAAACUCUUGGAGGAAGAACGCAAUCUCGAAGGAUACAUCGACGAAAUUAGCGAAGAUCAUGCAAAACUUGUGCUGGAUCGUCUCGAUUUACUCUCAAAAUUGCGUGAAAUCGCUCGACAUCCAAAACUCGAAGAACGCAUCAAACUUUGCGAAAAUAAUUUAGACACUCCCGAUUGGUGGGAACCCGGAAAGCAUGAUCGUGAACUAAUUCGUGCUGUUUUGAAGCACGGUUUGUACAGAUCCGAUCAAUUUAUCCUCAACGAUACGGAAUUCCCAUUCUUUGAAGCUGAAAAACGCUAUUUGCGCGAAUUGGAAUCGCAUAUUCAGAAAAUGAUCAAGGCAGAACGCGAAGAAAAGGAAGCUGCUUUGAAGAAGGAGAUGAAAGAGGAGCAAGAACGCAUUGAAAAAGCGAAAAAACUCGAAGAAGAGAAAAAAUUAAAGGAGGAAGCGGAAAAAGUUGAAGAGAAAACCGAAGAAAAAGAAGUUUCUGAGGACAAGGAGAAGGAAAAAACUGAAGAAGCAACAACUGAAGAAGAAAAAUCCGCUGAAAAAGUCGAAGAAAAAGCUGAAACAGAAGAAAAAUCAACAGAAGAAGCCUCGGAAACGAAAAAAGUUGAAGAAAAAGAGGAAAAAAUGGAAGUUGAUGAGACUUCUGAAAAAGCAUCUGAAGCUGUUGAAGACAAAAAACCCGAAAACGAAUCAAAACCCGAAUCUGAAGUUCCUGAAAAAAUGGAAACUGACGAAAAAACUGAAAAAGAAGAAGAAAAAGCGACAAAAGAUGAUGAGAAAGAAGAAGUUUCAACAGAGGAAAAGCCCAAAUCUGAAGAGACUGAAGCUGAAAAAGAUGCCGAAAAGGUUGAAGAAGCCAAAACUGAAGUUGCUGAAGAGAAAACUUCCGAAGAAAAACCCGUUGAAGAGUCUCCCAAAAAAGAUGUUGAACCAAAAACUGAAGAAACUGAGGCAAUGGAGACUUCUGUGACAAAAGAAGAGCCUGUCAAAGAAGAAGUUGAAGAAACUCCCGUUGCCGAAGUCAAAGUUAAAGACGAAAAACCCGUCAAACCUGCUGAAACUGAGUCCCUUAAAGAAGCUGUCGAACUCAAAUCACGUUAUCCUGACUUGGAAGUGUUCCAGCCUUUGUUGAAACUCAAGCAACUCGAUUCGUAUCUCUCCGAUUCGAAAGGUUCGAUGAAAGCUUUCUCGAAUUUGCUCGAUACGACAAUGGUUGUCAAAUGGUUCCGUGAUUUCGCGUUGGAAAAGCGUAUUGGACACAUUGUUUAUUGCAUCGACAACAACGAAUGGCCCGUCGGAAAGUCCUAUUCCGCGUAUACGGGAUGUCUCGGUAUCGAUCUUGACGCUCCGUUGUACGAAACAAUCAAACGGAUCAUUCCUGUCGAUGAUAAUCGUCGUUCGGCAGCAAGUACUCCCGAUAUUAUCACAAUUACAACUGAUAAAAACAUCACGCAACAACUUACGGAAGCUGCGGCGCUUCGUUCGUCAGCUUUGAGCACACAAGCGUUGAACCAAAGCAUGGCAGCAGUUGCUGCGGCAAAUUCUGGAGGCAGAGGCAAAGGCAAGAAACGUCAUAUUGCCAUCGAUGUUGAAACAGAACGCGCGAAAUUGCAUGCUUUGUUGAACAAUACGGGCGCGCAACAAGAUUUCAAGGCGCCGAAACGGAAUAUGAGCAAACAGAGUCAAGCUGAGCUGUUGCUGAGUCAAAAGGCGUUAUGGGAACAAGCUGAACAAGAGCUUAAUGCGAUGGAUAUGCGUAAUACGAGAUCGUCUCGGGGAUCGUCACAAAGCACACAACCUCCGCCAGCACAUCAACAUGGCUCGUCGAGGUCGAAUGUGACGAGUUACAAUAAGAGCACUGUGAUUCCGGGUACUUCGAGUACAUUGACUCCCAUUGAUUUGUCUUCAAGCUUACCGAAAAUGAAUAUUGCUGACAUGUUGAAGAAUCCAUUGGAUUUGAGUGAAGUACAAGACUUCUCGAAACCCAAAAAUUACUCAAGCGGAGGAUCAGCUUCUCAAGGCAAGAGUAAAUUGAAUGACAUGUUGUCGAAAUUGAUGAAAAAGAACAAUGUGCCCGUUGAAGAGCCUCCAGUGACUGUCGAAAAGAAACGUCGCAAGUUAGAUGAAAUCGUUUUAGGCUUGGCAACAUCCAAAAACGAGCAAAAAUCAAUCUUUGACGCUCCUUCGAUCUCAUCUCUCACAUCUGGCAAGAAAACUCAAAUCACGCCAAGCGUUUCUGUCACGCCAGCAAGUGCUCCAACGUCUCAAUCUCAAAAUAAUCAAAACCAACAAAAGCCAUUUACGAUUACAGUGACUUCCGUACCCGGAAAUUCGAAAAAUCAAGCAUCCGCGUCGUCGUCAUCUUCGUCGUCGCGCAACAAUCCGGGCUUGGAUGUGCUUCAAAGCAUGGCUGGAUUAACGGGAAUGUCCUCGAAAGACGGUUUGAAUGCACUUUUCUUGCAAGCGGCGCAACAAGAGCAACAAGCCUUCUUGAAACAACAACAAAAGAUGAUUCAACAAAUGCCCGCGAACAGUACGCAACGCAAACAAUACGAAGCAAUGUUCGCCGACAUGAAACAAAUGGCAGAAUUGAGUGCAAAACUCGGAUAUUCGCCGCACGAUUCGAAAGUCAACAAAUGGUUGACGGAACAAACGCAACAAUUGGCAAAUCAAGCGUUGGAAUUGGACUAUUUGGCGGGACAAUCGUCGAGAAGUCGUUCUUCGAGAGGUUCUUCGUCGCAAAAUACGGGAAGUUCGUCGCAAGAUCGUUCAAGCAGCAGUUCGAUGCAACAAUCGUCGUCAAGUAGUCGUCAAAGUAGUUCGAGACACUCGAAUGCCGACAUGGGAUCAUCUUCCUCGUCAUCCGGAGUCAACUGGAAGAACUUGACGGGCGAAGAAAAUGUCAAUGUUAUCAAUAAAUUCAACGGAAAACGCUUAACGGGCAGCAAAGCACCGCAAUUGAAACGACUUACCCAAUGGUUGACGGAUAAUCCUGCGUACGAAAUCGAUCCAAAAUGGGCAGAAAGUAUUUCGCUGCCGCCCCCAUCGCCAAUGGCGAAACCUUCUCCCACGGAAACGAGUUCUACGAGUUCGUCAAGCUCGAAACAGCAACAACGCCCGUCAUCUUCAUCAAGUACGGGAGGUCAAUCGUCACGACACGAUCUCUCAUCGCCCUAUGGACAACAAUCGGCGGGACAAUCUUCGUCAUCCGCUUCGGGAAAUAAAAAAUCGAGCAAUAGCAACAACUCUUCAUUGAAUUAUCCGGGCUUGGCAGGCUUAAAUGCGAGUCUUUUGUCGAGCAUUCCCGGUUUAGGAGCAUUUGAUCCAAAGAAUAAUCCGCUCAUGAUGCCUUUUGGAGGCGUCGGAGGCAUGUCAGGCAUGGCAGGUUUGCAAAAUAUGAACAAUAUGAAUUUAUUUGCGAAUCUCGCGGGACUUAGCGGACUUGCGGGAAUGGAUCCUCAGAGUUUGGCGGCAAUGAUGCAAGCAGCAGGCUUCGAUCCAGCAAGUGCUGCGGCUUUAGCAGGCGCAAGUACGCCUCCAAGUAAGGGCAGUUCGUCGGGAUCUUCGUCGCAAAAUCAAAGUAGCAGCAGCGGAAACAGCAAAUCGCGCAAAGAAAGUACGCAACAAUCGUCGAGUUCGUCAAGUUCGUCGUCGAAAGUUCCAACUUCGAGUGCAAGUUCGAUGAAUUCUGCUGCGGCGAAUUCUGCUUUCCCAUUCUUCUUCCCGAAUCCGAGUUUGUUGUAUACGCCGCUCGGAUUGGGAGGCUUGAAUCCGUAUUCGUUGCCCGGAGGAAUGGCAGCUUACGAUCAAUUGGCGCAACAAUGCAAUUUGUUGAAUGGCGCGGGACUUUCAGGAAGUCCAUCUGGAAAAUCGAGUUCCGGAAAACAACAAGGAAGCUCUUCGCAAGGCUCCAGUUCUCGCAAUCAAGGAUCAACCUCAGCAUCUUCGUCUCCCGUAAGCAGCAAAACGCGUUCAAGCAUGAGCAGUUCAACUGCAGCUCGAGAUCAAGCUGCUCGCGAAGCUGCCCAAUUACAACAACUUUUGUUGCCUCACGACACGCAUUUGCUCGAACAACUCAGCAGAACAUCUGGCUUGGAUAUCACGCAAUCGAGUCGCGGAAAUAGCGGAAGUAGCUCAUCUCGUGACAACACGGAGAAACGAAGCAACGCCGCGCAACAAGCCAACAAAGAAGCAAUCGAGAAACUCGAACGAGAACGUCGCAAGUUGAUCGAAAGUUUAACUCGAAGCGGUUUGCCGCCAGAAAUUGCGAUGCAAGCAUUCGGCGCUUCAGGCUUGGGAGGCUCAUCGUCGUCGUCAGGCAGUAAAUCUUCGUCGAUGUCGAGCAAAUCGAAGGAUAUGCAACUCACGGAAUUCGCAUUAUUGCAAGAAAUGGCGAAUCAAGCAGCAGCUGCGGCAGCGCAUCUCACACAAUCGGCGCAACAAUCGUCGUCGAGUGGUUCGAGUUCAGCAGCGACGAAACGUCAACGCGAUCAAGAGAUCAAAGAGGCGUUUGAGCAAUUAAGCAAGAAUCCCGUAGAGUUAUUGGCACGAAGUUUGGGAGUUGGUCCCGGAAUUUCGCUAAUUCCAACGUCUUCGAACACGGGAAGUUCAAGCAGCGGACAACCCGAAGCGAAACGCAUGAGACAAGAUUCGCAUUCGAGCACUUCGUCACGCGCAAGUAUGGAUUCAAAAUCUCUAUCGAUGCUCGUUGAUGAGAUGAAGAGUCCCAGAACUCGCUCUUCGGACACAACUCACGCCAAUAUCGAUAAAAUUACGUUGACGCCAGUGUCUGCGAGUCAAAUUGUUCCUUCGUUGCCGUCGCAAACGACAAUUUCGCUCGCCCCGCCAACAGGAAGCGGCGAAUCGAGUCGCGAAUCGCGAAGACAUCAUGAUCGACAUGAUAGAAGAUCCGACGAGGCAUCAUUAAAUCUUUCCUCCUCACGUUCGGAGAAGCAACGCGAAGAACGGGAGACUCGUAGUACACGUCAUCAUGAAGCAACUAUCGAUUUGUCAUCCGGAUCUUCAAGUCGACACGAAAAGUCGUCACUUUCCAUCGAAGAUCUUUCGGCGAAAACCUCUUCCGAGCCAAUUGACGUCGAUCGACAUGUCCCAUCGUCCCAAUCUGCGGGCGAAAAGCACAGCGGCAACCACGAAAUGGAUCUCGAAGACCUCAUUGCGCCCGUAAAAGUCUCAAAAGAGAGCGGAAAUGUGAUGCCCGACGAACAACAACACGACGACGCAUCCUCACAUCGUGCUGAAGUCUCCGAAGAGGAAACGCCCUCGAAGAAGGAAAGCAAAGACAGCGAUUUGAAUCAAAGUAAAUCUUCGGAUGAGCAACAUCACGAAGACGGAAGUCAAGGAAGUCGCGGAAGAAGAUCGACUCGCGCCAAGAGACAACGCACCGAUGACUUUAGCGACGUCGUGAUUCCCGAAAGGAAACGAGAACUUCGUUCGAGUGCAAGUCGACAAGCAGCUGCUGCCGCAGCCCGUAUGGCAGCUGAAGCAAAAGCAGCUCGUUUAGCGGCUCAGCAACAACAACAGCAGCAACAAGAACAGGAAAGUCUCAACCUGAGUAAAAAUGAUGAAACUGCAAAAUCGACGGGGAACGAUUCGACUUGAUUAAGAUCGAAAAGUAGACGUCGCGUGUAAAAAUUUCAACAAAUAUGACAAAAAUACGCUAAAAUAUUAAAUUUAAGACUAAAGUUAAUACACACACAAGUACAUUUUAUGAAUAAAAAAAAACGUAAGCGUAUAAUCUCAAGUUAAACAAAAAAAAAAUCACUUCUUAGCGACUAAUUAAUUUUUGUAUAGUUGUAUUUAGUAAAGUUAAGCAUUAAAUUCACUUUAUUUUAAAGAAAAUCGACGAUAGUGAUGUGUUUCCAAACACAAAAUAUGGAUAUUGUUGCGUCUGAAAGGCAAAACGCGAACUUUUCGAGUCGCUUCAAAAUUGGUGGAUUUUUAGCGACAAAAGUUCCCUUUUUGCCAUUUCGCCUUGUGUAUUAUUAUUUAUUUUAUAAAAUAUUAAACUGUAUUAAUGAUAAAAACAACAAAAAUAUUCAAAACUAGAAUAGAAUGCACACAAAAAAAAAAUUUCAUAAAAAUAUCCCACAAUAUUAAAAAAAAAAACCAUUUCAUGUAUUAGGAUAAUAAAUAAAUAAAAAAUAAUGAA